This is a messenger RNA of Cooperia oncophora, 384 nucleotides long. The record is from the annotation of a GenBank genome assembly. Lineage: Eukaryota; Metazoa; Nematoda; Chromadorea; Rhabditida; Trichostrongylidae.
AUGUAUUUUGUGGUAGCAUUAUCUGCGCUGUUAUGCAUUUCAACGGGGGCGACAUUCAUGGGAAAUUCGUUGACAUCAGAUCUUUCAGGCGGUCGGGCACUUCUUUAUGCAAAUGAGUACCCAACGAGUGAAGAAACUCAAAAACGGCUAGUUCGCGAGCCCCCAUUGAUAAAACGAGGUAUGGAUCCAUUCUCGAUUCCUUCCGUGAUCAAGGAGCCACCGUUGAAGAGAGCAGACUCGUACGUCUACCCAUCAACGAACUCACAGUUAUCUGACCGAAUCCCGCUCAGGGAACCGCCAUUGAAACGAAGUGAAACCCUAGACGAUCCCGUCUAUGUUCCUCUCUCGGAACCUGAGGAGGACGGGUACGACGAAGAGCUCCCC